AUGCCUGAAGGAAGACGAACAAAAUUGUUUCCACUUAGAUUCAAGGCGAGGUUGGUUGCCAAAGGAUAUACACAACGCUAUGGGAUUGAUUAUGAGGAGACUUUUGCACCUGUGGCAAAGAUUAAUACUGUCCGGAUUCUAAUCUCACUUGCAGCAAACAAAGAUUGGCCCUUGCACCAGUUUGAUGUGAAGAAUGCGUUUCUUAAUGGGAAUUUGGAAGAAGAAGUGUACAUGGAUGUGCCCCCAGGUGUUAGGAAUUACCCAAGUGACGUUGGCAAGGUAUGUAAAUUGAAGAAGUCUUUGUAUGGCCUGAAGCAGUCUCCAAGAGCUUGGUUUGGAAGAUUUUCAAAGUCCAUGAAAGCCUUUGGAUACAGACAGAGCAAUUCUGACCAUACCUUAUUCAUCAAGCGCAAGAGUGGUAAGAUUACAGCUCUUAUUGUGUAUGUUGAUGACGUCAAUGUUCAUAUUGAUAUGGUCAGGCAUCAUAUCAGAGAAGCAGAGAAGGUCAUUUAUGUUGAAUUUGUGUUAUUAGCUGAAAUCACUCAAGCUUACAAACUCUGGAAGAAAGGUGAUAAAGCUUUGCUAAGCUUACUUGUGGCUACAUUAGAUGAUGAUACUAUGGAAGUUGUAGUUGGUUCUAAAUCUUCAAGAGAUGCUUGGCUGUGUCUUGAUGAAAGAUUCUCCAUUGUCUCAAGGGCCAACAUUAUGCAACUUAAAACUGACCUUCAAACCAUCAAGAAGGGUGCUGACACAGUUGAGAAAUACCUAGUCAAGGUUAAACAUGCUAGAGACCAGCUCUGUUCUGUUGGAGUCACUAUUUCUGAUGAGGAUAUCAUAAUUGACAUUCUCACUAUAUGA
Messenger RNA from Rosa chinensis, 858 nucleotides. RefSeq lists its product as uncharacterized. The coding region runs from base 1 to 858 and encodes 285 amino acids. Lineage: Eukaryota; Viridiplantae; Streptophyta; Magnoliopsida; Rosales; Rosaceae. The record is from RefSeq and is a predicted model, not a curated record. The transcript has 4 exons.